AUGAAAUUUGAGUCGGGAUUAUUUAUUAUUUUACUUAUUUUUGUGGCUGGAACUUGCGCCUACAAUACGCGUAAAAAGUGCGAUGACUUACCCAGUCAAACUGGACCCUGCAAAGCAUCGUUUGAAAUGUGGCGCUUCAUCAAAGAGCGGCUAAAGUGCGAGUCCUUCAUCUACGGAGGAUGUCAAAGUACCCAAAAUAUAUUCGAAUUGGAGUCUGACUGCAAAAAAGAGCAAUGCCUAAGCUAAGGUCGUUAUGUAAAUGUAAAAAUUUAAUGCCUACUGAGGGUAGUCCUCUAUUGUAUUUCACAAAAUAAAAGUUUCGAGAUGC
Molecule: messenger RNA, 328 nt
Organism: Drosophila eugracilis
Lineage: Eukaryota; Metazoa; Arthropoda; Insecta; Diptera; Drosophilidae
Product: trypsin inhibitor-like
Exons: 2
Coding region: 1-246 (81 amino acids)
Molecular function (GO): serine-type endopeptidase inhibitor activity
Source: RefSeq, a predicted model, not a curated record